Molecule: messenger RNA, 357 nt
Organism: Sitophilus oryzae (rice weevil)
Lineage: Eukaryota; Metazoa; Arthropoda; Insecta; Coleoptera; Curculionidae
Exons: 1
Coding region: 1-357 (118 amino acids)
Source: RefSeq, a predicted model, not a curated record
AUGGACAUGAUUACUGAUAAGCCAAUGCAUCAUAAUCGCCCAGACAUGGUUUUCCAAGACAUAGCAGGGAAAAAAGUCACAAUAAUAGACUUUGCAGUUCCAUCAGACUCCAAUAUGACACAGAUGUAUGACGAAAAAAUAUCUAAAUACCAGGAACUGGCAACAGAAAUCAAAAAGCUAUGGAACCUAGCUAAAGUUGAGAUUCUGCCAAUUAUUAUAUCAGCUAACGGACUAGUAUAUAAAAAUAUGCGAAGCCACCUAAAAAAUCUUCAAAUCCCGACCAGCAAAAUUUUGGCGAUGCAAAGGGUUGUGGUACUUGGCACAACAACGCUAGUACGGAAAGUUAUGUCUUCAUAA